Engraulis encrasicolus (European anchovy) is the source of this 987-nucleotide messenger RNA. RefSeq names its product INO80 complex subunit C (gene ino80c). Gene Ontology annotation, cellular component: Ino80 complex. The transcript has 5 exons. The coding region runs from base 171 to 791 and encodes 206 amino acids. The record is from RefSeq and is a predicted model, not a curated record. Gene Ontology annotation, biological process: chromatin remodeling. NCBI's taxonomy places the organism in Eukaryota, Metazoa, Chordata, Actinopteri, Clupeiformes, Engraulidae.
AAGCCAAUGGGUGGCAGUGAUGUGCAGUUUUUGUUGUCGGAAACAUGCUUCCAAAAUAGCAAGAGGAAGUGAGUUCUGUUUAUCUGCUUCUAGUAACCGGACAGGACAACUGUGUAUCAGAGAUAUUCCCUCUGACUGUAUUUUAAAAUUAAUAUUUUGAACAAGAGUACAUGGCUUCACCUGCUAAUCCCGGCUCACCACUGUUGGUAGAUGUAGUUGCGGUUUCAGCGUCACCGGGGCACGACAGCAAAACGUCCUCUUCUACUACGCAGGGACGUGGGAAGAAGCGACCCGCUAGCCCAGCGACUACUCCACUUGUUCCUGGCAAUAGCAAGAAAAAGAAGACACAGGUUACUACCACAGGCCAGGUGGCGCAAGUGGAUGUGACUGGUGAAGCAAAACCUGGGCUGGGUGACCCUUCAUCUGCAUCAACUGAACCCACACCCAAGCCUCCACCUUUCAAAGACCCCAAUUUCAUUCACUCUGGUAUUGGAGGAGCUGCUGCAGGGAAGAAGAACCGUAGCUGGAAGAACCUCAAGCAGAUCAUAGCAGCGGAGCGAGCCCUGCCCUGGAAAAUUGACCAUCCUAACUAUUACAACAUAGAUGCACCCCCUUCCCUGAAGCCAGCAAAGAAAUACUCAGACAUCUCUGGUCUUCCGGCCAACUACACAGACCCCCAGAGUAAGCUCCGCUUUGCCUCAACAGAAGAGUUCUCCUAUAUCCGCCUCCUACCCACCGAUGUCAUCACUGGCUACCUGACACUUCGAAAGGCCACUUGUGUGGUGCCAUGACUCCCCACAGUGUCACGCAGAAUGCCCACUCAAAAGGUCGCUCUUAUGCAAGAUAUGCACAACAUCUUUGAGUACUACUUGUAGAACCAAUCUUGUGCAUUACACACGUGUGUAAAUGCUGAACACUCGUCUUUGUGUUACACAUCUGAACAUUCCUUGUGUGGAUUGGAUGUUUGCACGCGUCCUGUGUACCUAC